This is a messenger RNA of Macrosiphum euphorbiae (potato aphid), 702 nucleotides long. NCBI's taxonomy places the organism in Eukaryota, Metazoa, Arthropoda, Insecta, Hemiptera, Aphididae. The record is from the annotation of a GenBank genome assembly.
AUGUCAGCCAACCCCCCCAAAGGGUCCUCACCUAGGUUAAAACCUCCUAUUAUAGGUGCAACAGCCCAAAAACAAAAAAAAAAUAUUACUAUCAAACCUCCAAGUAAGCCUUCCAAAAUUAUUACAACACCAACUAAACUCAACAAUCAAAUCGCAAAACAACAAUCCAGUCCUGGUACAUCAUUAGCGAGCGAUAACGCGGCUGCUAAUCACAGUACCUCCGCCGCACUAUCUACAUUGCAUAAUGCCUCUAUCGCUAACGAUCCCAUUAGUCAUAUCGAUAAAAACUUCACCGUAUUCAAUUAUCCAUCGACACCGUCGUCUCCAAUUAACAUUGGCAACAUAAAUAUUCCACAACACAAUAAUACUGGUAUCACAUUUGCAACAAUCGCCGCAAAUGACAAAACACCGUCGAGAGACCAGGCGAUAGUCUUCAACUCUAUUGAAGGCAUCCCACAAAAAGAUUAUGUAUUAGCAGUUGGCAAAAUAGUCUCUCCUAAAAAUAUCACAUUUGUGUCUAGAAUUUCUAACAACCGGUUUUGUAUAUUCUUAUCCAGCAAACAAAUCUUAGAUAACUUAAUAGAAACGCACCCCUUCAUAACAAUAAAUAACCAGGAAUUACCAUUCCGAAGAUUAAACAACCCAGCCAAAAGGAUUAAAUAUCUAAUGUCUGCCCGUCUAUUAACAACCAAAUCAUCCUAG